GUUUAACCGCUAGUGUGCUUAUUCGUGUCGAUCGCAAAACAAAAACAAAAUGGCAUACGAGAAACCGAUACCAGAUCAUCGUCGGAAGUGGGAUACAGAGGAAUAUGAGAAGAUUGUUGCAGCCCGCUUGGAGGAGGAGGAGAAGAAGGCCUUGGAAAAGGAGCUCUCCAAGCUCGACCCACCAGUGAGGAGAGAAAUGCUAAAGCCCAGAGAAUACAAGGUUGAUCUUGAUUCCAAACUGGGAAAAUCUCAAGUCAUCACAAAAACUACUCCAGCUAGUCAGCAGGGCGGGUACUACUGCAAUGUAUGCGACUGUGUGGUCAAGGAUUCUAUUAACUUUCUAGACCACAUCAAUGGAAAAAAGCAUCAGCGUAACCUUGGUAUGUCCAUGAAAGUGGAGAGGUCUUCACUGGAGCAGGUCAGAAAGAGAUUUGAGAUGAACAAGAAGAAGAUGGAUGAAAAAAAGAAGGAAUACGACUUUGAGGAGCGAAUAAAGGAACUCAAAGAGGAGGAAGAAAAACAGAAAGCGUACAAGAAGGAAAAACGAAAAGAGCGGAAGAGGAAAGCAGACGGUGAUCUAGAUGAGGACCUUGAUCCAGAUAUGGCCGCCAUGAUGGGAUUCUCGGGUUUUGGAAGCUCAAAGAAAUCCUAGCUGUGGAAGGGACAUGUUUGUGUGGAAGCUGUGGAUAGUUGAUGUGUGGACUUUUAAAUGGAUGGUUUUCAUAAACAUGUAUUUCAAUUAGGGGUUCUGUCUGUUGAUUUUUCUAAGGAAGAUCUAAAACUUGUGUUAGUUGUUUCCUGAAGGGUUGCACAUAUGAGCUUUAAUUUUUUUUUUCCUUAGUCAGUUAACCCAAAAUGACACUUCUUGUCUUACAUAAAGCGUUGAAACAUGCACGAAUGAGGUCUUUGAUCACUAUCAACGCAUCCACAUCACCUGACCUCAUUUUGUUCUUCACCUUGACAUACUUUUGGUUUUGACCUAUUAAGAUUCAAACUCAUGUUUAACCCAAAAGUUGUUCAACAUCAAUGCUAUUGACUACAAAGCUUUCAUAUUUGCAAGUUAUCCAUCUGGAACGAUCUCAGAACACCCACAUCACCAGACCUCAUGUUGACAUUGGCCUUGACCUAUUUUUGGCAAGGACUUAUUUAGAAGGUACAAAUUCUGGGUUAACCCUUAUUAACCGUUUGCUUAACAGCAAUACUUCUUUCUAAAAAGCUUAUAAUUAUGCUUCAAUUAAACUCUCAGUACACACGAAUCACCUGGCCACAUUUUGAGCUACAACUUUCAGUACACACGAAUCACCUGGCCACAUUUUGAGCUACAUCUCUCAGUACACACGAAUCACCUGGCCACAUUUUGAGCUACAUCUCUCAGUACACAAGAAUCACCUGGCCACAUUUUGAGCUACAUCUCUCAGUACACACGAAUCACCUGGCCACAUUUUGAGCUUCAUCUCUCAGUACACACGAAUCACCUGGCCACAUUUUGAGCUACAUCUCUCAGUACACACGAAUCACCUGGCCACAUUUUGAGCUACAUCUCUCAGUACACACGAAUCACCUGGCCACAUUUUGAGCUACAUCUCUCAGUACACAUGAAUCACCUGGCAACAUUUUGAGCUACAUUUGGGCUUACUCAAAUGGUCCAAUGAAUCAGUACUGACAAGACUUAUACCAGUGAAAUAUGUGUCUAUUGAAUGCAUAUUUUUCCAGAGUUGUAAACACUUAUGAAUAGUUAACAUUUAAAGAAAUAAUACUAUCUCUGAGUCUAUAUCUAAUGACAUUCAUUAAUAAAGGCGUUUAGUUAAACGCAAUGAAAAGGCCCUUGCCUUAUGGAAUUAUAAUGAAAUAAAGAAAUGUGUCACAUGCAGAAUAUUUGAUCUGAAUUUUAGAAAUGCUGUACAUACAGAUGCGUUUUAUAUAUUUAUAAAACACCGGUACACCAGGGAUAGUAAGAGAUAUUAACAUUGAACUCAAAAUGACCAUUUUUAGCUCUACUGGCCGAAGGCCUGAAGAGCCUAUGUCAUGGCGUGGUUUCCGUCGUCCGUCCGUGCAUUAGACUUUUUCUUGUUUACGCGACAAAAGUCCACAGUUUUCAUCCGAUUCUUUUCAAACUUGUUCAGUGUCUUUAUAUUAAUGAGGACUCAAACCCUAUUGAAAAUGGGUUACAUCAGAGUAAAAAGUCCAGAAUUAUCUUCCCUUGAAUUUGAGAAAAUUGUGAAAUAAGGCUUGUUUACGCAAUAUAGUCCACAGUUUUCAUCCAAUCAUUUCCCAACUUGCACAGUGUCUUUAUCUAAAUGAUGAGUCAAACCCUAUUGAAAAUGAGCAAUAUCUGAAUUAUAAGUCCAGAAUUAUCUCCCCUUGAAUUUGAGAAAAAAAAGUAAAUCUUUAACAUUUUGCCAUAACUUUUUCAAUAUUGAAGAUAGUUACUUCAUAUUUGGCAUGCAUGUGUAUCUUGUGGAGCUGCACAUUUUGAGUGGUGAAAGGUCAAGGUCAUCCUUCAAGGUCAAAGGUAAAAAAUAAAUAAUUCAAAGCGGCACAGAAGGGGACAUAGUGUUUCUGACAAACACAUUUCUUGUUUGUUUACAUAUAAAGUUCUAUACUUUUGAAACUUCAACGGAUGUUUUAUAUCAUCAAGGGCCAGAACCCCAUUUAGAGUGAAGAAAAUUUGUCCAACUUAUUGUUGAAAAGGAGCCAUUUGAAGUUUAAAUUUUACGUUUCUUCUUGUUUAUGCGAUAAAUUUCCCAUUUUUGUUUAUUUAAAACUUACUCAGAUUGUUCAUACAAUCAAGGGCUUGAGCCCUAUUGAUUCCAGCUAGUAGAGCGAUUCAGGCCCUCAUGGGCCUCUUGUUAAUAUAUGUUACUGCAAUCAGUUUUAAACACAUUGUAAUGAUGAACUGUUGCUAUUAACCUUAUGUAUCCGUUCUGUUUUAUUUUCCCUAAUACUCAAUGAAAAAAUGCAUUUGUAGAAAGUUUUUAAAAUGAUAAAAGUUUUGUUUAUGUCAAACGUAGUUGAAUAAGUCACUUAUAAAAAGAUGAAACAAUAAAAUAUAAAGAUAACUUGGUAUGAAAAUAUUGCCAACAAUUGAUCUCUAAUAAUAGUCUGUUAGUUUUAGUAAGAAGCCAAGAAUGUGUACAAAUUCAAACUAUAUUUGAGUGAAUAAAAUAAAAUGGUUACAUAUUUUCUGAUUGCGAAAUUUAUAAAGAACUUUUAACCUCUUUAAACCUAUAAAUAUAAGUUAUAAGUCAGCUAUUAUCAAUAAUAAUGUGAUUGUAAUUAAAUGUUCUGUAAAUAAAUGUUUUUAUGAUGAAAUGUGUUUGUAGGCAGCAUUUUAUACAUAAGAAAUGUAAUUAAAUGGUAAAGGCACUGCUUAUAGCAUAA
Dreissena polymorpha is the source of this 3381-nucleotide messenger RNA. RefSeq names its product zinc finger matrin-type protein 2-like. The coding region runs from base 50 to 652 and encodes 200 amino acids. Gene Ontology annotation, biological process: mRNA splicing, via spliceosome. The transcript has 6 exons. NCBI's taxonomy places the organism in Eukaryota, Metazoa, Mollusca, Bivalvia, Myida, Dreissenidae. Gene Ontology annotation, molecular function: zinc ion binding; nucleic acid binding. Gene Ontology annotation, cellular component: spliceosomal complex; U4/U6 x U5 tri-snRNP complex. The record is from RefSeq and is a predicted model, not a curated record.